UAUAAUAUUUACGCUUACCGCAGUUACAUUAUAUCAAGUAGUUCCGGUUAGCUCUGAAUUAUACCACACCCCAUUGUGGUCUGACCUAUAUCGCAAAUUAACUGAAGCUCUAGGUAGUGAUAGUCAUGAUUGAUUUCUCUUCGAAAAGUACCGUCUUUAAACCAGAAACUUGGAACGAAAAACUGCCGAUAGAUGUGUUUAUUUCAGCUCCUAGUUCGGUGUUCAUUAUUUGCAUACACACCCAGUUGUAACUUCUUAUGCAUGAACUUGAGCCACCAUGGACGGCAUCUUGAAACCACUCAAGACAUUGGAAGACUGGAAUGAAGCAAUGGAUGCUGCCAGGUUUGAUUGCAAUCAUGCUAUGGCACAGAUCGCUCCCAUCAGCAAGAGCAAGAUUAGGGCAUCCAGGAAAAUGGCGUUUCUCUCUGCAUUUCCAACAGUCGUCAAAUCACAACAAGCCAACUGUGAAGUUAAACGCACCGGAAGUCAACCUAAGAAACACGAGUCGAGAUCCGGACCAAGUACAGAUCAGAAAAUCCAGUUAUUUGUUCGUAGCUCAGUCGCAAAAACUAUCAGUCUACGAUUAUUGGCAUCCACAUCAAUACGCAACCUGAAAGGAAUACUGCAAGAAAAAUCAGGAAUUCCACUGGAGAAGCAGUAUCUUUACACCAUGAAGGGUCUACUGCUUUGUGAUGCACUGUCACUGGAGGACCAUGGCUUAGAGUGUGAUGCAAACUUGGAGCUGCAACUCGUUCCCGGUUUGAUGGGCGGUGGUAAGAAACGUAGGCCUAAAUCAGGAGGGCAGAAAAAGUCUGAGCCGACGCCACCACCACAAGGUGAGAAUGUUCAUGGUGGUCAGUCUGAGAUGUCGCCACGGCAAGAAGAACCUCCACCGGGAGCUGCCUCGGCUGACAGUAUUAAUUGUCAGUCUGAGCCAACGGCACAAGAAGAUACACCAAGCGGGGCCUCCUCAGCUGAAAGUGCUCCACAAUCCAGCCCUUCUCCUCCAGCAAGCAAAUAUCACCAACAACCAGUAUUCAAUCUCAACUUUAAUAAAAGUGUCGUUACAACUGGACCGAGUUCGGGUAAUACUUAUAAUUUCGGUACCCCAAUAACAGCUGACGUACAAAGACACUGCGAGAUAGAUAAACCACUAAAUGAGCGCCUACUUGGCAUGUUACAAGCACUGCUGUUCAAUGAGUACACAAUGAUGAACGGAUUGAGGAACUUAUUUCGCACAGUCGAAGCUCAGCUUGCAGACAUUGUGCCUGGAUCGGUCAAAUUGAUUGUUCAUGUUGCCAGCCGAGAAGGUCUGGAUAAGCUCUGGGCUAUGUACCAGUCUGGAGAGCUCGAAAAAAGACUCACAGAAAUUCUCAUCACAGAUGAACUGAUGCAAUCGGAGACCAAGAACGGUAUUACUCUCAAAGUGACGAUGAUGGAGAGUGAUCACAGAAAGGGAUGCGAAUGGUUUGAAUCAAUCGAGGAGAAGUUACCUGAGCGUAUGGCAAAUUGGACGGCAGGCCACGUGAAACACUGGCUUCUGGAUAUUGGAGUAAAGAAGCACUUCGUUGAAGAACUUUACCAUGAAGGAUUUGAUGGCAAGGCCUUGCAGAGUUACACACGGGACCAAUUAUUGGAAGAUUUCACCUUGGACAAAAUAGGGUCUCGUCUAAUCUCAAACGGUAAAGAAGUCUGGUUGAAAUCCGUAAACAGACAGUCUGGAAAACACAAAAAAGUCACGAAGGUGGACAGAGACGAAUCGGGUCAAACGGGUAAAGGGCUCCCUCUCCAGACUACUGAUGUCACGAUAAGAGCCACCGAUGGUACAUCCAAAGAUGAAACAGACACUCCACGUGAUAAACCAAAUCAGAAGACUCAUUCAAUGCACAGCGAAAGUACACAAGUGUUUAACCCUCCCUCGACCACCCAUUCACAAACCCCAAAAUUCCCAGAUAAACACAUCCCAAAAUUCCCAGAUAAACACAUCCCAAAAUUCCCAGAUAAACACAUUGAACCGUCAUCCAAACACCGUGAGAGCUCUCCCGUCACGAAGCAAGUUGAUGCUGGAAAAACUUGUCCAACUACAAAACCAGUUGGACAUUGCAAACCAACAUCGCUUGACGAAGCUGAGAAAAAAUCCCAACCAUCGGUCCGGCCAAAGCAGCGGGUCACCCCAUUGAAACAAAAGCAACAACCCAUGGCCAGCGAUCAAAAGAGUACAACACCGAUCAAUCCCAGCCUCCAGCAUCCCACAACAAGUCAAGAGGAGCUUGUAUUUGAAGAAGGGCAUUCAGCACAAACCCCGAGUUCAAUUCCUGUUCAAUCAGACUGCAAAACUACUGAAAUCUCUCCGGGGGUAUUAAAGAGAAGGAAGGAGACAGCAUCUACAUCUACUUCAGAAAAAGAAACCGACGUAAAGAGCCAAAUUGGUCAGAUUCAUGAUGAGAGUGGAGCUGAAGGUUCCUCGGCUGCAAUAGUUUCACUGAUUGAAGCAAGCAAUACAUCCGCAAGUAAAGAUGUGGCUCCUGUGGUUCCCUUCAGCAAGCAGAAGAUGCCACACAGGCCGAUGAGACUGCAGUCCAAAGAAUCGCAUGCCGAAGAGCCCAGGCUUCGUAAACUACUUACAGGUGAUGAACACGGUGAACUAGAUAAGUCAUUCUAUCCAGUGCUCAUUGUGAAUAAACCGCCAGAGUCCGUUAUGCCAUCUGAAGCUGGUUUGGAACAAGCCUCAAUUGUUCAACAGUUUGGUUUUAUCAAUGGUAUUCAAUGGGUAACUGUGCUGGACUUUAAUUCCAAAUCCCUGGUGAAUGGCCUUUGUAAACUUUACCACGACGAGCGGAUGGUCACAUUACAGCAACCCGAGUUGUUUAAAAACGUUAAGUCGGAUGUAGAGUUGGCAAGCAAAAUCGAAUUUCCUGAAAAAACACUCUGGAUUUUUACGAAUGGACGGGAAGACGACCCAAGUUUUGCAACUCCUCGAAUGAAUCUAAAGGACUGGAACAGAGAACGUAGCAGAGACGUCGAGGCGUGUAUUACUUUCUUCUCCAAACUAAUAUCUGAAGGCCGUGCCGUCAUAUUGUUCCUUAUACUCUCGGAUGAUGAGAUUGAUAUUAUCUGCGACACUUUCAGGAAGAUCUCAUCCUCCUUCCAAGGCUUGCAGGCGAACAUCGCGUGCAUUGCUGAGGAUCCAGAAUCAUAUGCCAAGUUUGUAAGUGGUGUGAGUAGAUGGUUCUCUGAAGAAGAAAUCAACCAGAUAAGUGUCGUUGGUUUGACCUGGGAAGAUAUCAACCGUAUCAUGAUGCGAAUGGAAGGCAUCCACCAAACCAUGGACCACGAGCUACCUUGCCCAGGAGGUCGACCAUCCUGUUUCCUCUCCGACAAACAAAGAGAAGAAUGGAAUGACAUAACAGUCAUCUACAAGAACGAAUGUGAAAAUACAGACAUGGACGAAUCAAACCCAGGCUACGAAAAAUUCGCACAACGAAAGGAGUUAAGUUUUUACCAUGGAGAAAAGGUUGACUGGUGGACCUUUGCACUGGGCGAUAAACUGAUCGGCGGAGGUUGCGGGCAUGUCCUGAAAAGAAAAGGGUUUGGCGAACUCUUGCAAAAGAUGAUUAAACCAUUGAACAGUCGUAAGUUCAAUGACAGUAAAAUUGUCACAGUGACCUUGUUACAUGAACCGGGUGCAGGCGGUAGUACCUUGGCUCGCCAUGUGUUUUGGGAACUGCACAGAGAACACCGUUGCAUCGUAAUCAACAAGGUUACCAACAAUACUGUCAACCAAGUAAUGGAGGUUCGACGCUAUGGUUAUGAAAACCGAGAUGCAGAGGAGAUUCCUCCCAUUUGUGUACUUGUUGAAAACCUAGAUGAUAUGGAGCUUACUGAUCUGAUAGCAGAACUUGAGGAAGUGUCCAAGGGCAUAGACGUGGGACACGGUGCUGUUUGUGUUCUUCUCCACUGCAAACGAAGUGUGAUGUCCUUCAAAAUUACCCAAGACAAGUCCAGUCUCGAGGUUGCGUUGUAUCAUAAACUGGACCCAAGUGAAAAGGCGUGGUUUCAACGAAAGUAUACUGAAUUGGAAGACAAGGAAAAGAUGUUACAGACUGGGGAGUUUAAGCCAGAUAAUCUCCUAGCUUUCAUGGUCAUGAAGGAAGAAUUCAACACGGACUAUAUAAAAAAUGUUGUCUCGCGGAUACUUCUUGAUGUCAAGAAUGACGAACUUUUGCUCAUCAAAUACUGCGCAUUCCUGAAUUCCUAUAGACCUGACUCUGUAAUACCAAUCUCGUGCUGUGACUCAAUGAUGGGUAAAAACUCUCCCUUAAUGCGACUGGGAGGCAGAUCUCAUCAUAUCUCGUCGCCCCGGCAGCCCUGGGAAAAAUUGGUUUCCCCAUCAUUCAAUAUCAUGGUGUUAAGACAGGACAAUGGAAUAAAGAUUUUCCAUAAAAACAUAGCAGAAGAGGUUCUGGGUCAAAUUAUGCAGCAGAACGGGAAUCAAUCCCGGUUUGACGUCACCAAAGAGUUUUUAAACAGUGGGUUACUGAAGUCCAAGUCAUACAGUCGGCAAUACCUCUUUAAAACAACCCAAGACCUUCUCAUCCGAAGAACCAAGCUGCCAAACGAAACCAAGACGGAUUUUUCUGCUCUCAUUGAAGCUGCUAUACUCUCUGAAGGAUCACAAGCAGCAAUUACAAUACUCAAACUCGGAUUUGAAAUACUUGGUAAUCCCUUUGUUGCACAACAGAUUGCUAGAUUGUAUCUGAAAGAGUUAGAGUUUGAUAAAGCAAGCUCUUACGCUGAUAAAGCUUUGGAGCUGGAUUCAAAGAACGCUUACUUUUUGGAUACUAAGGGAAGAAUCCUAAAGAAGUAUUUGACAAAUCUCUCGCAGCCACUCUUAGAUGAACAACAGGUCAUGGAAGAUGACGUUUGCCGUGAUUUCACAUCUAAGUCAUUCGAAGCCAUGGAGGUCUUCCGUGAAUCUUACAAGGUAUCCAAAGAGAAUAUGCAAACUGAAUACACAGGUUUGUAUGCUGUGGUUGACGUAGCUUUCAGACUGCUGAAGGUUAUUUACACGUGUGUGGAACCACUGAGAACCCAUGGAGGCAAAACCCAACAGACCAAACUUGCUUUGAGUCCAGAGCUUGAAUCCACACUUGACAAGCUUAAGAACCGAAUAGAAUUUGUUCUGAACUUGAUGGAUGACAUAACUACCUACUACAAAGACGGUUCGCAUGCACAGGUGGCUAAAAAGACACUGGAUGAAGUGAAGGAGUACCUGAGAGAGUACACAAGUCUGUAUGAGAAAUACUUUGCAGACGCACUGUCGGGUAAUUAUGGAUACCCGGUUCCCACCAAUGUGUUUGAAGAGCGCCGUUUCAAAGUCAAACAAUUAAAGUGUAACCAGUUCCGUGAUAUCUUUGACCUAGCUCGAGCAAAGAACGAUAACAUUCUGCUACAAGCUCUUCAACUGUUAGAGCAGAAUUCAAGUGAUUACAGUUUUUUUGAUUUGAAAACUCAGAUUCUUGUUCAUCUGGCUCUGUCCUCCAUGGGUAAGCCGGUAAUGAAAGCUGACGAUGUGUAUCAGAAGUUCGUUCGACCCCUUUUUAAGGAAAGAGACCAAGAUGGCAAUUUCUACCCUCCGUUCUUCAUGAUGAUGUUCUUAUGGCCAUUAGAGGGCGUCGAAUCAGAGAGAAAAGAUAGGAACGACUUGUCUUACUAUUCUUGUGAAUUGACAAAGCGUGGAGACAACGGAGGCCAAGAGCGAGUGAAACGCCAUGCAAAAUAUAACAUGAAACCUCGGACAUACUUCUUCCUUGGUCAAGGUAAAGAUCUGAGGGUGUUCGUUCACAUCAGCGAAUUGCCAUAUGCAGCUCAACACAAACUUGACAAAAACGAUAAAGACGGCACAUUUUGGCAUUCGGAUUUUGUCAGGAAAAGGUUGCUCCGUCUGAAGGGUGUCCUUGUAAGUCCCAUGUACCUAGUCUACCGGUCACCCAAAGGGGAGGAUAUAAACAUCAAGCUAGCCGUGCCGUAUACGAAACGCACUCCCAGCCAAGAGAAGGUGGAAUUUUAUCUAGGGUUUAGCUGGGUCGGACCAGUCGCUUAUGAUGUCACCGCAAAAAACAAGAGACAUGAAGAUACCGUACUGCGUUUUCACGAAGCCUAUCCGAAACACAUUCUGCCAAAUGAAUCGUCAAGAAGGUCUGGAAAAUCGGACUCGUUGGGCAUCAGCAAGCUGGAGAGAAAACGCCAGGACUUGCAUAUGGAGUUACAAACAUUGGACAAGCAGGGAAUCAAGACUGCAGAAACCAAACGGAAAAGAGAGGAAAUCCUUCGUAAGUUGAUGAAAACGCAAGCGGAUCUGAAUGAAGCUUUAGUGAAGUUGGAGGACUCGUUUGAAGACGAUGCAUUUUAAACGCGAGUUAAGCCUCAAGAUGGUCUAUCUGGCCCUCAUCCUCGUUGAAGAUGGACAUAAUUCCACUGUAAAUAAUUUGGUAAACUCUUGGGUAUUAUACAGAAUCGGUAAGAAAAAAAACAACAUCAUUGUUCAAUGAAAGCUUAUCUGAUUACAAAGUUCGUAAUAGAAUCCUUUCUUCUGUAAAAUAUUCCCCAUGCAAAUAGCAUACUCGAAAACAUUUUUACCUGAAAAUCCUCGAAAACGUAACGGAUGGUUUUGAUAGUAUGCCAAAAACUAUGAAUGUUUUUUUUACUAUUAUUCUAGACUCACACAACGGUGUAAACUCAAAUGUUCACAGGUGUGUUGUAUAUCACGUAUUGUUUGAUCACAACAUUUGCCCUACCAGCUGUUCAAUAUCCUUCUCUACCAAUACUGUUUUCUAUCAAAAGCAAGCGUGUGCACUGUUUGGAGAAAGGCACAGCUUGUGUUGCCAAAAAUGUUGAGAUUAAGCCCUCAAAACUCUCCUGCAACAAGGCCAUCAUCAAAGCCAUCUUGUCAGAUUCUUUAUAUGAACAAUGACACCGAUAGUUUGCAUUCUCAAUUUAUAAAAGGGAUCAUGCAGACUAACUUUCAUUCCAGUGUCACAAGUGCCUUAUGCGAACACUUAGUUAAAUAUUUCAGAGUAUGUGCAACUAUUAUUGUUGUUACUGUAUUUUAUGUGUGCAAGUUUGCCUCUUUAAAUUAAUUUAGUUCCUUUAAGUUUACUGUUUCCCAAUAACGAGGGCGCCAAGUAAGAGAGGGCAGAAGUUAGUGUGGGGCUAUUAAGAUAAUAAUAAUAUAUAUAGACUUUCAUCACUGCAUUCUGAUCAAAAAGUCGAGUUGAAACACGGUUCUUUUCAGAACCAAACCUUCUCAAUGGGAGACUUUCAGGACGCUUGGUGGCAGCAGACUUACAAGGUAAA
Asterias rubens (European starfish) is the source of this 7356-nucleotide messenger RNA. RefSeq names its product sterile alpha motif domain-containing protein 9-like. Bases 278 to 6412 code for a protein of 2044 amino acids. The transcript has 8 exons. The record is from RefSeq and is a predicted model, not a curated record. Gene Ontology annotation, cellular component: cytoplasm. Gene Ontology annotation, molecular function: protein binding. NCBI's taxonomy places the organism in Eukaryota, Metazoa, Echinodermata, Asteroidea, Forcipulatida, Asteriidae.